Molecule: messenger RNA, 1675 nt
Organism: Drosophila serrata
Lineage: Eukaryota; Metazoa; Arthropoda; Insecta; Diptera; Drosophilidae
Gene: bam
Product: bag of marbles
Source: RefSeq, a predicted model, not a curated record
CGGCGGUACUUGUGAUUUCGAGCGCGAAAAAAAAAAACAAAAUAAAAAAUGUUUAAUCCACGUUCUUCCGGUAACAAUGAGUCCACAGAUGACCAUCAACUCGACAACAAUUUGAAGGAGCUGCAGGAGCAGCUCUGCUACAUGAUGGAAUCCCACGAGAUCGAUCCGAAGACGCUGGCAGAAGAGCCCCCAGAAGUCGAGGUCUCCUCGGCCAACAAUGUCCUCUCUGAGCUACAGCGUACGUUCGGGGUGCUCCAAUUGGACAGUAAUGCGCCGACCUUAGAGUUCCACGGCUUGGGUUGCCCGAGGCAACAGAACCAGCAGCACAAGCCGAAGAGAUCGCGCAUACAUCGCGGCGGCCAGCGAUCGGCUGGGGGUGCUCCGCAAAAGAAGCAGAAGACGGGCAACGGGCAAAGCAACUGGCUGGUAUCCGAGAAGAAGCAAAUGCAGCUGCAAAAAGAGAAUACAUGGAAUCUGAGCAUGAUCGAUCGUGAUCAAAAUGAAAUGACGCCCGAUAUUAGCGACGAGAGUCUGCGAUCGAUUGGAUUGUACGGCGAUUGUCUGGAGCAUAAUCCUGUGCUGCGGCUAAUGGACCUCUUUAGGUCCCUGCAUGAUCACAUGUCGACCGAUCUGAGCUGCUCUCGCCAAAACUCGAUGCCAUCGGACUACUUGUUCGACAUGCCAGUGAGGACGGCAAUGCCGAACAGUUUGAAUGUGCGUUACCAGUUGCAGGUGUUGUGCACCAAAGUGGAGCGGUUCCUGCUUGGCCAACGACGGAUUUUGGAGACGAAUCGCCACUUUGACUACGAGAAGUACACAGAGUGCGACAAACUGUUAAAUGGAUCGACUGCCCAUCUGAAGUCCUUCAAGCACUUCAUGAGUGUCGAAAUGCGCCAUCACCGUGGUAACUUUGUGAAUCCUCUGGCCAAACACAAUGCCCAUCGCUUGGAGAAUCUGUUGGGAAAUCUGCGCGAUUGGCUGAAGGCAUCGCAUUUGACUAUUCAUGUCUUCAACUGGGAAAUGGAUCUGGAGCAUCGCUAUUCGUCGUCCAUGAUUCAAAAUCACCGUGCGUUGAACGCACGCGCCAUGCAACUAGCUGCCGCCGAGGAGCAGGCGGCUCAGCCUCGCGUCCUCACCCCCGAGGAAGAACUUAUUGGCAAGCGCUAUCAGCUGGACAAUGUUGUGCUCUGUGCCGUCGAACAUGAGGAGUACCUGUCGGCUCUGCUCGCCCAUCCGGAGGCGUACUUCCCACCAAAUAUUGUGGCCAUGUGUGAGCCACCGCCGGAGGGAACUGAAGCAGCUGACAUAAUUAUGUCAGGCAUGAUGACAGAACCUUUCAACUGGAUGGUGUUUGGCGACAUACUUGAUGUGCCGCCAUCUUCGCCGCCUAAGCAAACCGAGCGCAAGUGUCAACCCAUACGCUUCAGAUGCUGAAAUGGAUCAGAAUGGAGCUCAAAAUUGACAAUAACAAAUAAGUAUUGCCUAUUUUCACUAAAUUACAAUAUUUAUAAGAAACAACAAUUGAAAGAACGCAAGUUGGAGAUGAAAAUCCUUAAGGAGACAAACACGUAUUCUUCCGAGUCACAAUUGAAGUUGACUAUCUAUUUAAUUUCUUAAACUGUUAGAUGAAUGCCAACAGUGCCUGUUUUUCUUUUUUAUUUUACGAUUGAUUUGU